Messenger RNA from Asparagus officinalis (garden asparagus), 726 nucleotides. RefSeq lists its product as uncharacterized. Bases 1 to 726 code for a protein of 241 amino acids. Lineage: Eukaryota; Viridiplantae; Streptophyta; Magnoliopsida; Asparagales; Asparagaceae. The record is from RefSeq and is a predicted model, not a curated record. The transcript is spliced from 5 exons.
AUGGAUGAAGAAAUUCAAGCUAUCGAGAAAAAUGAUACAUGGGUGCUCGCUUCUCUUCUAAAAGGACAUCAAGCUAUUGGAGUCAAAUGGGGGUACAAGACAGAAGAAUGCACAAGUCUUUAUGUCGAUGACAUGAUCUUCACAGGUAAUAACACAUCGAUGAUCAUAGAUUUCAAGUCAUCCAUGAUUAGAGAGUUCGAGAUGACCGACAUCGGAAUCGUGACAUAUUUCUUAGGUAUUAAAGUAAAGCAAAAUGAGAGCAACAUCUUUAUUUCUCAAACAAAUUAUGCGAAGGAGCUGAUGAAGAAAUUUUCCACGGAAGCUUGUGACCCCGUAGAUACACCACUUGAAGCAGGGUUGAAAUUAAAGAAGAAAGGUGAAGGUAAUGAUAUAAAUCUAAUAUAUUACAAAAGUCUUAUUGAAAGUCUCCGCUAUCUCACAUGUACGAGGACCGACAUGACAAUUUCAUAUGGAGUUGGAUUAGUUAGUCAUUUCAUGGAGGAACUAAUGAUGUUACAAUUGAAGGACACAGAAGAAAUUCUCUGUUCUGAUGCAGUUUUUCUUAGGCCAAAUAGAGGAUACAACACUAGUUUAUUGUUGGAUAUGGAGGAGCUACAGUGUACUGAGAAUGGAAAGAGAGGGACCGAGAAAGGGAGGCAGAAAGGAGGAGCACCUGAUCCGGUUAAAAGGUGGGCACACUGGACAGGUUACUCUACUAUUCUAUGA